Messenger RNA from Peromyscus maniculatus bairdii (prairie deer mouse), 3236 nucleotides. NCBI's taxonomy places the organism in Eukaryota, Metazoa, Chordata, Mammalia, Rodentia, Cricetidae. The record is from RefSeq and is a predicted model, not a curated record.
CAACCCCAGAAAGGUUUAUUUUUUAUGCAUAUGAAUGGUGAGUGAGUGUGUGUACCUCAUGCCUUUCUGGUGUCCCUGGAAGCCAGAAAAGGGCGUUGGGUUUCCUGGAACAGGAGUUACAGAUGCUUGUGAGCCACCUUGUGGGCGCUGGUCCUUUGCAGGAGCAGGUGCUACUAACUGCUGAGCCAUUUCUCCAACCCCAUCAUUACUUAGGUGUCUAUGUGGGUGUGUGCUCAUGAGUGCAGUGCCAGGCCGCCCACAAGAGGGCGUCAGAUUUGCGGGGACUGAAUUGAGCCUUCUGGACUCAGGUGCUGGGAUCCUUUCCUGCCACAUCAACUAAGAAACUGCACUGAUGGUCCAAUUUUUAUUUGUAGAAGUGUGGGUUGUUCUCCCCCCUCCCCAUGUUGCUAUUUAAAAUUGGUGCCAGAGAAAUAGCUUGAGCGAAUUUGUGUAAUUUAUGUGCAGAGCCUCCGGCAAAGGUGUGCCACUUGCUGUCCCAGUGCGCAUGCGCCCAGAGUCUCAACACCUACCCCUCAGACCUUCCCAGUGCACACGCUUCGGAGCCCGAGGGGCGUGUUAGCUCUUCUCAAGUGCGCACGCGCUCAGGCACACAGCAACCCGUCUACUCGGCCAGAACGUCCGGUGGUGGGGCCGCGGUACCACCGAGAUGAGGCCUCCGGGCGGCCUAGAGGGGCCUGCGUGCGCUCGUGCUUCCGGGUUGGUGGUGUGGCGGGCUCUGGGGUGUAGAGGGUUCCGGCGAGUUGAUCGUCAGUUUACUGCUGGAGGUUCCCGGUUACGCGGGACCUUCUGUGCUCCCAGCCCGCCACAAGCGGACCGUCUUAGUGAGUUCCCCCGGAGCGCGGGGCGCCAUUCCAGCGUCCUUACAGCCUCCCUGUGCUCAGACCCACGUGCCCUGUGAGCGCACUGCAAACUGCAGAGUGGAGACCCGGUCUCGCUUAUCCAAAGCCAGAAGACAGAGAGCAAGAAGCCAGGGACACCAGGCAUGCUUCAAACCGCUUGGCCUCAGGAGUUGGUGACCUUUGAGGAUGUGGCUGUGUACUUCACACAGAGUCAGUGGGACGGCCUGCAGCCCGCGCAGAGGGCCUUGUACAGGGAUGUGAUGCUGGAGAACUACGCCCACGUGGCUUCUCUGGUUGAAUGCCCACCUCCCAAACCCAUUCUCGUCUCCCAGCUGGAGAGAGGAGAAGCGCCUUGGGCCACAGAUCCCUGGGCCUCAGAGUGCCUAAGAGGCUGUAGUCCUGAUGCUGAGUCUUGGACCAAGGACGAAGAGCCCUCUUUGAAGCAGGAAGCCUCUGGAGAGAGAGCAGCCUGCAGGGUGCCCAGGGGGAGGGUGCUCAGAACGGAUGCUCAGCACUGUGCCGGUGAGGACAGCAGGACAGUGAGGCAGAUGUUCAGUUCCAAACCAAAGCUGGUCCAUCGAGGAGGCAUGAAGUGCUAUGAAUGCAAAGAAUGUGGCAAGAUCUUCAGGUUCAACUCCAAGCUGCUUCGCCACCAGCUGAGUCACACUGGGGAAAAGCCCUUCAGAUGUAAAGAGUGUGGCAAAGCAUUCAAGUUCAGCUACGAAUGCGUCAUCCACGAGAAGAAUCACCUUGGCGAGGGGCCCUACGAAUGCAAGCAGUGUGGCAAAUGUCUGAGUUCCAACAGAUCCUUAACCCAGCACCAGAUGGUCCACAGCAGAGAGAAGCCCUACGUCUGCCAGGAGUGCGGCAGGGCCUUCGGGAGGAGCUCGUCCUUCCUCCAGCACCGGAGACUGCACACGGGGGAGAGCCUCUUCCAGUGCCAGGAGUGCUGCAAAGUGUUUGGCUACAGGUCCCAGUUACUCAUCCACCGGCGAGUCCACACAGGCGAGAGGCCUUACCAGUGCCUGCAGUGUGGCAAGGCCUUCUCGCACAAAGUGGCCUCCCUUCAGCACCAGAUAGUGCACACUGGGGAGAAGCCGUACGCGUGCAAGGCGUGUGGGAAGGCUUUCAAGUGGUACAGGAGUUUCGCUCAGCACCGGAAACUGCACUCCGUGGAGACGAAACCGACUCGGGGUGACCCAGCCUUAGCUCGGGCUCCUUCGCAGGAGCCAGGUGCUUCUUCUCCUGCAGCUGUGCCGCCCCUGGCCUUUCCUCCAGCUGUGCUGGUUCAGACCUCCAGCCCUUUGCUCAUGCUGCUGCCCGCAUCUGGAGGACCCUCCUCAUCUGCCCAGAUAACGCUCGUCUUCCAGGGCCUUCCUCCCGCAGUGAAGACUUCCCCGGGUUGAAUUCCUUCUCGGCCCUCUGCAGCUUCAUCUCAGCACUUUCCUGGGUCCUUCCACCAGCAGCUGGUGCCACAUUAGCUCUUCUUAAUGAAUCCACUUGAGGACUGCGUGGGUAGAGACCAGAGCACUGGCCCUGCGGACUCACAGCAAUGGCUGGGUCUGCACUGUGGUCUGCUGCACUUAGAGAGCCGGCAGGUUGAUUGUGAACCUUGACUGGCCUGUUGUGAUAGAAGCAACCUGCCUGGGGGCCUGUGAGAUGGCUUGUCACCAGGCCAUACGGCCUGAGUUCCAUUCCUUGGGAUCCACACAGUAGAAGGAGAGAACGGACUCUCCCAAGUUUUCCUCUAAGCCUCCACAUGGGCAGGCACCCUGGCACAAGUGCCACCUUACACACACACACACACACACACACACACACACACACACACACAUAAGGAAGAAGCGUGCUAGGAGACAUGUAACACAUGCAGGAGUAGAGAAUUGGAAUGAGCUUCUGAUAAUGCAUUUUAGAAUUUAAUACAGAUUAUUUUUUUCAGGUUUUCUCAGUUUUGUUUUUAUGUGUGCACGUGCGUGCACACGCAGGUGUCCUCACAGGCCAGAAGUAGGGGUCAAGCCCCCAUUUACAGGUAGCUGUAAACAGCCUGAUAUGGGUGCUGGCGACUGAACUUGGGGGUCCAGGAAGAACAGCAGGUGCCUUUAACUGCUGGGCUGUCUCUCCAGCCUGACUGCAGUCUUCAGCGCUGCAGUGGCGAUAAUGUGGGGGUGCGGGCACCACUGGCCAUGUGCUGCCUCUCAGAGGUUUUGAGGACCCCCUGCAGGGACAGUGAGAAUUCAGGGGUGCACUAACGCCUGCGAUACCAUUGUGUGCAGUCCUGUCUUUACAUAGAAAGGCUCUUCCUUUGGUUUUGUGCCUUAUGUCUAGCUGUUUCUCUCCAGCAUUUGUUUUCAUAAAUAAAUAUGCAGAAAUGUCUUA